Messenger RNA from Penicillium odoratum, 954 nucleotides. Its product is annotated as AMMECR1 domain-containing protein. The transcript has 2 exons. Lineage: Eukaryota; Fungi; Ascomycota; Eurotiomycetes; Eurotiales; Aspergillaceae. The coding region runs from base 1 to 954 and encodes 317 amino acids. The record is from RefSeq and is a predicted model, not a curated record.
AUGGCCAAUACAGCACAGUGCUACUACUGCUUCGAAAGCCUAUCCUCCUCCUUCGAUAAUCAUGACCUAAUCAAACUUUCAACCGUAGAAGCCCUCUGGGAACAGCAUGAGCAAACCAAGAAGCUUUCAAGCCUCGGAUCCCGAGCCCAAGGAACGGACUCGGACAACGAAGAGGCCGAAGAAUCAGGUCCGCCACUGUCUGUAAAUGACGAGUUCCAGACAAGUAACCAGCGCAGUCUGAAGCCGCCCGCCGUCAGCCGCCUACAGAGUCAAGUAUCCGACUCCUCUACUCCCUCCAGCGCCUCCAACACCUCAUCCAACUCGCUCAUGUCUAGCUCGACUGCCGCUACAACCCCGGGUGCCCCGGUGCGCUCCACAUCUCAGAAGUACCCGUUGUUCGUGACGUGGAAUACGCUGUCGCGCAGCGGAAGCAAGUCGUUACGUGGGUGCAUAGGCACAUUCGAACCACAGAAUCUUGACACAGGACUAAAGACCUACGCUAUGACUUCGGCUUUCGAUGAUAAUCGCUUCUCUCCAAUAACUAAAUCCAUUCUCCCUGCUUUAUCAUGCUCACUGACCCUCCUGGGCUCAUUCGAGCCCUGUGACGACGCCAUGGAUUGGACUUUAGGCAUACACGGGCUCCGGAUCUCGUUCAUCAACCACCACCGACGCUAUGGUGCCACCUAUCUGCCCGAUGUCGCUGUUGAACAAGGGUGGUCGAAGGAAGAGACUGUCGAGAGUCUGAUGCGGAAGGCUGGCUGGGAUGGCGGUGGCAGUGUUGCUCGACGAUUGCUUCGGGCUGCGGAUUCUGGCAACCCUUGGGACCAGGUUUCGGAGUUCAAAGCUACCAGGUAUCAGGGGCUCAAGGCGAGUGCAUCGUAUAAGGAGUGGCAGGAGUGGAGAAGUUGGGUGCUUUCUUUAGAUGAUGGCCGUCCUCUUUUGGGCUUAGCUUGA